AUGGCGGCCGCGAGUCCGAUGGCGCCGGGAGGAACUCCGACGGCGGCCGCGGGUCUAGCGUCGCGGGAGCAAAGUCUGAUGGCGGCCGCGGAGCCGAUGGCGCCGAGGAACUCCGAUGGCGGCUGCGGAGCCGGUGUCGCUGGAGCGAAGUCCGACGACGGCAGCGGAGCCGAUCGCGCUAGAACAAGCGCCGGGAGAUGGACACGGAUCCGGCGUCGCGGCGGGAGCUGGUGGAGAAGGAUGUUCGGCGACUUUGUCAGUCGUCGCAAAGUGAACGAGGAGGUACGUGUGGCGGCGACGGCGGGCGGCCGGAGCCGAGUUGGCCCCAGCGUGAUCGCCAUUUUUGUGGUGUUUCGCGCCUUCCUGAUCGUGAGCCCGCCCAAGUGGAGCUACGUCAUGACGCAGCGGCGGCGCUGGACACUGGAUGAGCUGCACCUGCACGUCCAGUUAGCCCAUCCCACAGCGCUGGGAGAGGUGCUGGCCCUCGCCAUGGAAAGGGAGAUUGCAGUGAAGGGGACGCUACAAUCAUCAACCUGCUCCGUUUCGGCAACGUCGUCAGAAGGGGAGGUACGCAAACCGGCGUGGGUGGAGGAGCUGAUGGUGACCGGGAACAGCAACCUGCAUGCGGAGGGGCUGUGCGCCGAGACCCCCAUGUCCGGACACUGCGGAAGUGAGCAUCGACACCACAGACUCUGCAGAGAAGAACCUGCAGGUGGGGACGACACUGCCCAGGUUUAUCGCAGCGCUGAACCCUCCCCCCCAGUCUACGGUAGAGUGGGUAGAGUUCACUCGCCCCGAGAUGGACCACUCACUGGGGGAAGCAACGUCGUCCUGGCCAGCUGCGUCAGCAGCCUUAGCCCCCGGUCAGCCAGCAGAGGACGGGUGCUGUGGGACUUUGAGUACAUCUUUGCCCUCAUCAAGGUGCGGCCCCGACGCUUACCUCUGGUCCAGCAGGAGGCUGCAGAUCAGGAGGUCGGUGCCAUGCUCGAGGCAGGAAUUAUAGAGCCCUCCGACAGUCCGUGGGCGUCUGGCGUGGUCAUGGUGCCCAGAAAGAAGAGUGCCAGACCGCGUUUCUGUGUGGACUACAGGCCACUUAAUAAAGUGACAAGGAAGGACUGCUACCCGCUUCCGCGGAUAGAGGACUUGGUCUCAGGGUCUGCCUGGUUGUCAUCGCUCGACUUGCGCAGUGGCUACUGGCAGGUCCCUCUCACCGCUGAGUCCAGACCUAAAACGGCAUUCUAUACCACCCGUGGGCAUUGGCAGUUUAAGGUCAUGAGUUUUGGACUAUGCAAUGCACCAGGAACAUUUGAGCGAUUGAUGGAUACUGUGCUCUCAAACAUUCCAAGGCAGAAGUGCUUCGUGUAUUUGGAUGAUGUCCUCGUGCAUGGCGGGUCCUUCCAGGCCGCACUGGAUUCUCUGAGGCUGGUGCUUGGGAGAAUUGCGGUGGCUGGACUGAAGCUACAUCCAGAAAAGUGCCACCUUAUGCGGCGAGAGGUGGAGUUCCUGGGCCACCGUGUAAACGGCGAAGGCAUCAGCACGUUGGAGGAGAAGGAGGCGUUUUCCAGCCUAAAGGGGGCGCUCAUCAGCAUUCCUGUUCUCGCCCCACCGGAUCCAGCGCUGUCUUUUGUGCUGGACACAGACGCUAGUAAUGUCGGCAUGGGGGGAGUGUUGUCGCAGGUGGCGCCAGAUGGUGAGAGAGUGGUGGCCUACUUCAGCCGCACCUUCAACCGGCGGGAUGCCAGGGAGUUGGAUCUGUGUUCCGAGGGCGCUGCUGCGGGACCAUCGUGCUGCACCUUGGAAGCGGAGUGGGCUGUCAAGCAGGAGGGGGACCGCGAUCUCGGCCCAGUGCGCCAGUGGGGUCAGAGUGGCAGGAGGCCACCCUGGGAGGACGUGAUGGGACUCUCCGUUGCUACCAAGUGCCUGUGGCGCAAGUUCUCGGUGCUGCGCCUGAAGGAUGGCGUGGUUCAACGUGCGUGGAAGGAACCAGUCACCGGGGAGGAGAGGUUGCAGGUAGUGGUGCCCGGAGUUUUCAGAGAGGCGAUGCUGAGGGCCUGCCACGGGGGCACUGGUUCGGAACACUUUGGCAGUGCGAAGACUCUCCGACGGCUGUGGCAAGGGUUCUACUGGGGUCAGCAUUGUCGAGACGUGGAGGACUUCUGCCAGCGUUGUGAUGAGUGUGCAGCCUACAAGGGGCCUCAGGCCCAGUCGCAUGCACCGCUUCAGCCACAGAGGGUUGGGGCGCCCAUGGAAAGGGUUGCUGUGGACAUCAUGGGUCCUUUUCCCGUGACGGACAGAGGGAACCGUUAUGUGCUGUGUGCAAUGGAUUACUUCACUAAGUGGCCAGAGGUUUACGCACUUCCAGAUCAGGAGGCAGAGACGAUGGCUGACGCGCUGCUGGAGGGCAUGUUCUGUCGGUUUGGAACUGCUGACAUUCUCCACAGUGACCAAGGCCGAAAUUUCGAGUCCAAGGUUUUUGCUGCGCUUUGUGAGCUCCUGGACAUGCAGAAGACACGCACCACCCCUUUGCAUCCGCAGAGUGAUGGCCUUGUGGAACGGUUUAACCGCACCAUGCAGCAGCAGCUCGCCAUCCUCACUUCCAAUCACCAACAUGACUGGGACCGACACAUUCUGCUUGUGCUGAUAGCUUAUCGUUCGACCGUUCAAAGUUCCACGAGUUGCACUCCUGCUCUGCUGAUGCUGGGCCGGGAAAUCAGGACGCCGGCGGAGUUGGCGCUCGGGAGGCCACCUGGUGACUCUGAGUACCAACCGGGGCUGGAGUAUGCCCGGAGACUGCAGGACCGAUUGGAGGCGUCGCAUGCAUCCGCCCGGGACCAGCUGGAGAAAGCCAGUGUGUGCCAGAAGCGGAACUACGACGUGCGGAGCAAGGGGCGGAACUUCCAGAUUGAUGAGCUAGUUUGGGUGUACACCCAAACUAGCUCGUGUUUGAGGCGGGAUUCCGCCAGUGUUGUCCCUGCUCAGCUGGCACGACGGCUGGAUGACUUUUUGUGUUGA
Messenger RNA from Syngnathus acus (greater pipefish), 3012 nucleotides. RefSeq lists its product as uncharacterized. Lineage: Eukaryota; Metazoa; Chordata; Actinopteri; Syngnathiformes; Syngnathidae. The record is from RefSeq and is a predicted model, not a curated record. Gene Ontology annotation, biological process: DNA integration. Gene Ontology annotation, molecular function: nucleic acid binding.